CCCUGGUCUCUUCAAGAGCGACAUUUGCUGCUAGAAGUUCAGACAGACAUUGUUUGGUAUUCAAACCAGGAUGAGAUGAGUUCGGAGGUGGUCUGAUGCGGAGGAGGGCUCCGGGCGACGCAGGUGGCCCUUGUGCCCCACCGUACUACUGAUAAAAGAUUGAUAACGGUGAUAAUUUUGAUUUUAUCAACCCUUGCUCAUAAGAAGUUUAGUACAGUGGAAUAGUGUGACCAAACAUGUCGUUUCCGACGUGAAUUUUGCCAACAUAUAAAGUAGGGUCGGUCAAAAUUUGCAUUUUCAGGUCCUUUCCCGGACAAGAAACAUGAGGCCAGAUUGGUGGCCUGGCGAGGAACAUGAAUUGUUCACGCAAUGGGCAAUAUCUCAGGGCAUCAUUGUGAAUGGGGUUGGCCCAGCAAAAUUCCCAGGGCGUGGUCUAGGAAUGCUAGCCAUGCGGAGUAUACAAGAGAACGAGGCGAUUGUGCGAGUCCCACGAAAAGUAAUGUUGACAGUAGACACAAUUCCAUCUUCAUUCGCUAGCAAAUUUGCCGAAGGAACGCCGGUACAUGCGCUUCUAGCGGCAUUUUUGUGUCAUGGCGAGCCAGAGGACCUGGAGCCGUAUGAACUUUGGAGAAAAACCUGGCCAACCCAGGACGAUUUUGAAGAUUGCAUGCCGAUUUUAUGGCCAGAGUCAUUGCGUGCUUGCUCCUCUUCUGGACCGGCCACUAUUCUACCACCGUCAAUAUCAGGUUGCUGGAAGAGUGUUCCAAAAGAGAAACUGAAGUUCGAAUAUGAGUCUUCCCACCAGAAGCUUCUCCCCCAGCAGGAACAACGACUGCGCAAGGCCUGGGAGAGCGUGGUUGCUGUUUUCCCUGAGACCAGCAAGGAAAUUUACUCCUAUUACUGGUUGAUUGUCAACACCAGGAGCUUCUUCUAUCUGAUGCCUGGCCAGGGGCCACCUGAAGAUCGGAACGAUGCUAUGGCGUUGCUUCCAUUCGCUGAUUACUUCAAUCAUUCCGAUGUGGCAUGUGAUGUUAAGUUUGAUGGCCAAGAAUACGUCUUUAGGGCUGUGAAAGCGUAUGAGCCAGGCGAGGAGAUUUUCAUGAGUUAUGGGCCUCAUCCAAAUGACUUUCUGUUCACCGAAUAUGGAUUUUACCUAGACCAGAACGAAUCCGAGACAUUAUACUUGGAUGAUAUAGUAUUUCAAGACCUCAGCGCGUCCAUUCAGGAAGAGCUGAACCUGCAGCAGUACUUCGGAAACUAUCAAGUCACAGCCACGGGAGUGUGUUACCGGACCGAAAUCGCGGCUUGCAUUAAAUAUAUGUCCCUCGAAGAUUGGCAAAACUACGUCCUCGGCUACUCUACCAGAGGAGUAGAUGAAAAGAAGUCGGAAGACAUUAUCCGAGAAUGGAUCCGUACAUAUAUAAAAGAGGCGGAUUUUGCUAUAGGGGAAUUGGGUAAUCUUGGAUCUAGCAAGAUAGGCCAGGAGCACCAGGGGAAGGUGCAAAUGUUGCUAAAGAGGUGGAAGCAAAUUAAGGGACUCUGUAAUAAAGCCUUGCAAGCCGUAGCAUGUUGAGCAUAAAUGCGUUAAUCACAUGUAAACGGUCAAGACCCCCUGUUCUUGGGGUCAUCUGUGAUGUCAAUAGGAAUAGCGCUGAGAUCCUUCUGCCGUGAUUCUCGUUGUUUUGCAAGCACAAGGUGUUUGAUCAUGUAGUUCGCCACGCAUUUUAUGCCGAGUUCCUCACCCCGUCGUAUAAUGUAUCCGUUUAGAAACUCGAUCUCUGUUGUUUUGUUGGAUCGCACGUCCUGCAGCAUGGAACUGUGGUUUUUGGCGGUUUUGUUUGCAAGCUGCGUUACCAUCCCGCGCAAACGCUCCGGAGAAAAGCGACCCUCGACCCCAGGUAUGCCUUGCAGCUCUGGUAAACUGCAGAUCACGCUGGAGACCUCAAAAAGAAGUAAUCUCAUCACG
Messenger RNA from Aspergillus versicolor CBS 583.65, 1966 nucleotides. RefSeq lists its product as uncharacterized. Lineage: Eukaryota; Fungi; Ascomycota; Eurotiomycetes; Eurotiales; Aspergillaceae. Bases 323 to 1573 code for a protein of 416 amino acids. Gene Ontology annotation, biological process: peptidyl-lysine monomethylation; peptidyl-lysine trimethylation. The transcript is spliced from 6 exons. The record is from RefSeq and is a predicted model, not a curated record. Gene Ontology annotation, molecular function: protein-lysine N-methyltransferase activity; protein binding.